Messenger RNA from Sinocyclocheilus grahami, 2025 nucleotides. Its product is annotated as SKI family transcriptional corepressor 2-like. Gene Ontology annotation, molecular function: RNA polymerase II cis-regulatory region sequence-specific DNA binding; SMAD binding; DNA-binding transcription factor activity, RNA polymerase II-specific. Bases 163 to 2025 code for a protein of 620 amino acids. Gene Ontology annotation, biological process: negative regulation of transcription by RNA polymerase II; negative regulation of BMP signaling pathway. Lineage: Eukaryota; Metazoa; Chordata; Actinopteri; Cypriniformes; Cyprinidae. The record is from RefSeq and is a predicted model, not a curated record. Gene Ontology annotation, cellular component: nucleus; transcription regulator complex; cytoplasm. The transcript has 5 exons.
ACAAAAGACAAGAAGCGCGACGCGUCACCUCGAGCGAGCAUCAGCGCGGCUGUAGCGUGGUGCGCGUCAGGAUUGACUGAAGCUGAGCUGAAAACAGCUAGAAAACACAUUUCUCCUGAGCUCUGGAUAAGACAAACAUCUGCAUUCAGUGGUCUCUCAAGAAUGGAAAAGAGUCUUCUGCCUGGACCAAAAGACAUUGUGAUGGCCACCCCACCGAGUUCAUUUCAGCAGGAGCCGCUCACGCCUCCAAGAUCCUCUCUUAAGCCCAACCAAGUUGGUCAUGUCAUCCUCUACGGGGUGCCUAUUGUCUCGCUGGUGAUUGACAAUCAAGAGCGGUUAUGCCUGGCUCAGAUAUCCAAUACCCUGUUAAAGAACUUCAGCUACAAUGAGAUCCACAAUCGUCGAGUGGCUCUGGGCAUCACCUGUGUGCAGUGCACCCCGGUCCAGCUGGAGAUCCUCCGGCGGGCGGGCGCCAUGCCCAUUUCCUCCCGCCGCUGCGGCAUGAUCACCAAACGGGAAGCAGAGCGACUUUGCAAAUCUUUCCUGGGUGAGAAUUCCCCACCCAAGCUGCCAGACAACUUUGCGUUCGACGUGACGCAUGAAUGCGCUUGGGGCUCCCGGGGAAGUUUCAUCCCGGCGCGCUACAACAGCUCCCGGGCCAAAUGCAUCAAGUGCUCCUACUGUAAUAUGUACUUCUCCCCAAACAAAUUCAUCUUCCACUCGCACCGCACACCCGAGGCCAAGUACACGCAGCCGGACGCUGCCAACUUCAACUCCUGGCGUCGGCACCUUAAACUGACAGACAAAACGUCACCGGAGGACCUGUUGUUUGCCUGGGAGGACGUAAAAGCCAUGUUCAAUGGAGGAAGUCGCAAGAGGGCGCUUCCGUCCUCUAACUGCUCGCCCAUGGGCUCUGUCAAGGCCAUGAACUCAGUUCUGCCCCACAUGAUUUCUCCGGAACUGGCCCAGAAGAGAAGCCGGUACGAGGACGAUGAUGAGUUGGACACCAACAGCCUCUCGCCCCGAAAGGCCCCCCGCAGUUACCCGGUCAUUCCGGUCCCGAGCAAAGGUUUCGGGAUGUUGCAGAAGUUCCCAACAACGUCACUAUUCCCCAGCCCCUACACCUUCCCAGCAUUCGGCUUGUGCCCGCAGAAGAAGGACGACAGCGAGGCAACCAACGGACAGAAAAACAGUGGCCUCUCAGGGCUCCUUUGGCCCGGCCGCAAGGAUGCUUUUUACCCACCCUUCUGCAUGUUCUGGCCUCCGAGGGCAACUGGUGGUAUUCCGGUGCCCACUUACCUCCAACCCCAAACCAAUGCCCUUUCCUCCCUCACAGAGAGUUCGUCUCUCAGACAAGCCUUUUUGGAUCUGUCUGAACAGGGCAAUGCCAGCUUGGAAACGAACCCCAGAUCCGGGCUGUUUGAGCGUGACUGUCCGCCCGUGACCUCCGACCUCCGCCCCGCCCCGGAGGGCUGGCUAAAGUUGCUAGACACUCCUUCGCUGCAAGCCCGCAAGGCCAGUUACCACUCCGCAUUCCGGCCAGUGGUCAAAGACACAGAAAGCAUUGCCAAGCUCCAUGGCAGCCUGGAGGACUUUGGGCCGGAGAGGCACCUUUCUCCUGGCACCAGCUGCAGCUACCAGAGCGACAGCGGUGAAAGCGACGAGGAGCAGGAAGUGGACGUGGAGACGAAACAGGACGAGGAACAGGAGGACUUCAUCAGCCGUGCGGCGCAGACGCCCCUGCACAUGCGCGGGCUUCCCGACAGCAGCACGGGGGAUCAGGCCAAAGAACAACCCUCCUUCCCAACCGUUCCUGCCGAGACCUCAGCAGAGGACAAACCCGGCCUCGCUGUCAGUCCGCCCACCAUCCUCAAAGUCCCCAGCCCCGUUCACGGCUCGCUGGAGGAAAGCGCCGUGUACAGAAAUGCUCACAAGAGCAGAGACGAUGGGCUGCCGGCAUAUGCAAGCAAAAACAAAAGCACCAUCUCAGAACUGACACGACUGGAUGCUUGCAGUGCCUUAUAA